AUGAAAGAUAGGAUAUAUUGGAGUAAGUCUAGUACGGGUGAAUAUACAGUUAAGUCAGGUUAUAAACUGGCAAAAUGCAUUAGGAAGAAAGUGGUUUAUGAUAGGAGCAAUGUUGAGUCAAGCAGCAGCAGGAAGUGUUCAGCUCAGAGCUGGAGCUUUCUGUGGGGGUUGAAUUUGAAGCAAAAGUUGAAGCAUUUCAUCUGGAAAUACUUACAAAAUAUCCUACCAGUGAAUGCAAUCAUAAAGGCAAGGUGUUCUAAAGGGGAUCAUAUGUGCUUUUGUUGUGGGGAGCAUCUAGAGACUGUGGACCAUUUGCUGUUUUUUUGUGACUAUGCGAAGGCUAUUUGGGAAGUGGCACCAAUAUGGAAGUCUAGGAAUACGAGGCAGUUUGAAGCUAAGGCUAGGGACCCUAUGACAGUUGUCCAGAAAGCUGUUGGGGAAUGGAGGGAGUAUCAGGAUGCUCAGGUGGAAGAGGGGGAACCAGUUAGAGGUAGUAGGGUGGGGAAGGAGGAGCUGAGUGAAUGGAAAGAACCAAGGGAGGCAUGGGUCAAGAUAAACUCAGAUGCAGCUGUUCAUUAG
Coffea arabica (coffee) is the source of this 579-nucleotide messenger RNA. RefSeq lists its product as uncharacterized. Lineage: Eukaryota; Viridiplantae; Streptophyta; Magnoliopsida; Gentianales; Rubiaceae. The record is from RefSeq and is a predicted model, not a curated record.